AUGGCAGACUUGGGGGGCCAGCGUAACCGGAAUUACCGGCCUUAUGGCAACGGCCCUGCCCCGUCCGUGCAACGAGAUGCUGUGUACAAUGAUAUCUUUGGAAGCGCGCCUCCCCCGGGCCGCUCCCAGACAAUGACAUCGCAGACUCCCCAAUUCUCACAGGGUCGCGCUCAUACCAUGUCGUCGCAUGUGGCACACCCUCAAUUCCAAAGACCACCUCCUCAGCCCACACGACAGCCAGUUGCAAAUGGUUACGGACCUCCACCGUCCGCACCGCCCAAUGGAUACCCCCGGCACCACCGUCUGGACAAUAUCAAGCCUAUAACCCAGGGGCGGCGACCAUGUCAUCGCAGCCGCCGCCCGCGCGACAGUACCCAGGGCCGGCGGGACGAUUCCCCGCCUACCCCCGACCCCAACGUCUGGAUUCUAAACCCGUACCCGGAUCCCCGCGAUCUCGGCGGCCGGCCAAUGCCUCCUCCUGCCUUGAAUUCCGAUGCGAACAGAUCACGAUCGAUGGCCAAACUGAGUGGUCCAUCCUACCAGUCUUCCCCUGCCCCGCCGACUCCGUUCAACCACCCGUCGUCUUCCGCUUCCAUCGCUCGUCAACCACCUUACUAUCCCGGUGGUUCAACGAUGACCCAGCUUGGGCGGCCAGUUCCCGAGAGACACCAAAAUGAGCGAGCGAUGUCUAUGACAACAUACGCGUCGGAUGCCAACCAUGCCCACAUUGGGAGCACUGGAAGGUCCAUUCCAGCUCGACGGCCCCCAUCAGGCCAUGAGCAAUCAACACCACCGCAAAGAUUUGACUCUAUGCCAGCCAAUGUUGCCGACGCAUACGCUAGCAGACCUCGCCCUCCCAGCGAUGCUUCGACCCGAUCCCGCACAAUGUCCAUGGCAUCGACUAUUAUCCCGGAUCGAACGAUGACCAUGCAGAGUCAGGCUACACAGGGUUCGAACGGCCAAACCACUCUCGUUUCCAGGGACUCCCACCGUCGAGUUCCCGUGGUCUACCCAGCUCUACUAUCGCGGGUUGCCGAUGUGUUUCGGGAGAAGAUCUCGCUUGGUGAGCGACAGAAGAACGGCUUGUCAUACCAGAACGCUUUCUCAGGCACUGAUGCUGUGGACUUGAUUGCAAAUAUUAUUCGGACGAAUGAUCGAAACUUGGCUCUCCUUCUGGGCCGUGCAUUGGAUGCCCAGAAGUUCUUCCAUGAUGUCACUUACGACCAUCGCCUUCGAGAUGCUCCCGGGGAGGUCUAUCAGUUCAAGGAGACUCUGACCGAAGAUAGGACCAUCGGUACAGAAGUCAAUGGUGUGUUCACCCUCCUGACUGAAUGUUAUUCGCCUACCUGCACCCGAGAUAGCCUCUGCUACUCCAUUGCUUGUCCCCGGCGCUUAGAGCAACAGGCCCGAUUGAAUCUGAAGCCUCAGCCGAUUCUCAGAACUUCGGGGUCUAAGGGCAGCCUACACAUUGAUGAUGACGAUGACAAUGACAACCAAAAGCUGUGGAUCAAUAUGGUUCCGAAGGAAGUUUCUGAGAAUGUCGAUGACCACGAGAAGAAGCGGCAGGAAAUCAUCUUCGAGAUCAUGUACACGGAACGGGAUUUCGUCAAGGAUUUGGAAUACCUACGUGAUUUCUGGAUGCGACCAUUGCGCGCGGCUGGCACUAACACUAAUUCUCCGAUUCCUGAACACAGGCGGGAAAAGUUCAUUCGGACCGUGUUUGGAAAUUGCUUGGAGGUUUUGAAGGUCAACAGCGCCCUUUGCGAAGCUCUGAAUGCCCGUCAAAAGGAGAGCCACGUUGUCAAGACGGUUGGUGAUAUUUUCCUUCAGCACGUACCCCGCUUCGAUCCUUUCAUCAAGUACGGUGCCAACCAGCUCUACGGUAAAUUCGAGUUUGAGAAGGAGAAGGGGUCAAAUCCGGGCUUUGCCAAAUUUGUGGAGGACACCGAGCGUCUCAAGGAGUCCCGAAAGCUUGAACUGAAUGGUUACCUUACCAAGCCCACCACUCGUCUUGCUCGAUACCCAUUGCUUCUCGAGUCUGUACUCAAAAAUACGGCGGAUGAUAAUCCUGACAAGGAGGACAUCCCCAAGGCUGUGAAACUCAUCAAGAGUUUCCUCUCGCGCGUCAAUACUGAGAGUGGCAAGGCAGAGAACCACUUCAACUUGGUGCAGCUGAACAAUCAAUUGAAGUUCAACCCCGGUGAUUACGUGGACUUGAAGCUCACCGAGGAGAACCGCCAGAUGCUCACUAAAAUGGCGUUCAAGAAGACCACCGGAGAAAGCUCGGAGGUAACUGCUUAUCUUUUCGAUCACGCAGUGCUUCUUGUUCGUAUCAAGGUUGUGAACAAGCGAGAAGAGUACCGUGUAUACAAGAAGCCUAUCCCUCUUGAGCUCUUGGUCAUCGCUCAAAUGGACGAGGUCAUUCCUCGCUUGGGAAUUUCCAAACGGCCAUCAUCGAACCUUUUGUCCAACAAAGUCGCUCCUAACCCUCCCCCUACCAAAGACGGACAGCUCCCGAUUACGUUCCGCCAUCUGGGCAAAGGCGGCUACGAGCAGACUCUUUAUGCAACAUCUCCAACCCAGCGACGGAAGUUCAUCGAAAUGGUCGAGGAGCAACAACGAAAGUUGUGGGAACGAAACAGCAACUUCUACAAUAAGACGGUUCUGUCUGAGAACUUUUUCUCUGCCAUCAACCGUGUCAAUUGCUGUGUUCCAGUUGAUGGAGGACGCAAGUUGGUUUACGGAACUGACAGCGGCAUCUACCUGUCAGAACGCUGGCCCAAGGAUAAGAACGCAAAGCCCAGGAAGGUUCUGGAGGCCAGCCAGGUCACCCAGAUUGAUACUUUGGAAGAAUAUCAAUUGCUCCUGGUCUUGGCAAACAAGACCCUCCAGUCUUACCCCUUGGAUGCUCUUGAGAUAGGAGAGGGUCAAAAUACCCUGGCGAAACGCCCGAAGAAGAUUCAAGGUCAUGCAAACUUCUUCAAGGCCGGAAUUGGUCUUGGUCGUCACCUUGUCUGCUCGGUUAAAACAUCCGCACUGUCGAGUACCAUCAAGGUUUACGAGCCGAUGGACAAUUUGGCCAAGGGCAAGAAGAAGUCUGCUGUCAGCAAGAUGUUCCAGAGUGGGCAGGAUACUCUUAAGCCCUUCAAGGAAUACUACAUUCCUGCUGAAUCUUCUUCGAUCCACUUCCUGCGGUCUACUCUGUGUGUUGGCUGUGCUCGUGGCUUUGAGGUCGUCAGUCUUGAAACAACCGAGACACAAUCGCUCUUGGACCAGGCUGAUACAUCACUGGACUUCGUCGCCCGCAAGGAAAACGUCAAGCCCAUCCACAUCGAGCGUAUGAACGGCGAGUUCCUGUUGAACUACAGUGACUUCUCGUUCUUCGUCAACCGCAACGGCUGGCGGGCUCGUCCAGACUGGAGGAUCUCUUGGGAGGGUAAUCCGACCGCCUUUGCAUUGUCCUACCCUUACAUCCUGGCAUUCGAGCCCAACUUUAUCGAAAUUCGCCAUGUUGAGACAAGCGAGCUGAUUCACAUCAUGACCGGCAAGAACAUCCGUAUGCUGCAUUCUUCGACUCGCGAGAUUAUCUACGCUUAUGAGGAUGAGAAUGGCGAGGAUGUGGUUGCCAGCUUGGAUUUCUGGAACAAGCCACAACAGAUUUAG
Penicillium cataractarum is the source of this 3663-nucleotide messenger RNA. It is a transcript of the gene rom2, whose product is annotated as putative Rho guanyl nucleotide exchange factor (Rom2). The record is from RefSeq and is a predicted model, not a curated record. The transcript is spliced from 3 exons. Gene Ontology annotation, molecular function: guanyl-nucleotide exchange factor activity. Lineage: Eukaryota; Fungi; Ascomycota; Eurotiomycetes; Eurotiales; Aspergillaceae. Gene Ontology annotation, biological process: intracellular signal transduction. The coding region runs from base 1 to 3663 and encodes 1220 amino acids.